AUGAAGGAUAUCACCGUAUCCAAUAUUAAAAAUUGGAGACGAGAAAUACAUGACAAGGAUGCAUGCCGGAAAACAAUUAAUCGUGGUGUUACUUAUGGCAUCGUUCAUACAGAUUUUACGCGUAUAGUACGAGAACAUAAAGAAAGAGCUGUUGACCAUCGUGCACGAGAAGAACUAAUGCAUCACAUACCGAAAAAUACAACAACUGAUCAUGAUCGUCUAGCUCUCACAACUGAUGAUACUACAUGCACGCAAUGUGGACGGAUAUGUAACACUAUAUUUCGUCUUCUUGAUAAUCAAAUUACAAAUCUCACUGUUAAUAUUUAUUCUGAAAAAGCAGAAAUAUUGAAUGAAAAUGAACCAAAUAUAUUUCAGUUCAUACUAUUAAUCGGUAGACAGUUACGUGACGUAACUUUUUUCAACAGUGCUCAAGAAAAUAUGUAA
This is a messenger RNA of Rotaria sp. Silwood2, 444 nucleotides long. The record is from the annotation of a GenBank genome assembly. Lineage: Eukaryota; Metazoa; Rotifera; Eurotatoria; Philodinida; Philodinidae.